Messenger RNA from Meleagris gallopavo (turkey), 481 nucleotides. The record is from RefSeq and is a predicted model, not a curated record. Lineage: Eukaryota; Metazoa; Chordata; Aves; Galliformes; Phasianidae.
UUUGUCAGUUCCAAUGACAGGUUUCACUCAAAGGGCUACCAUUGAUCCAGAACUGAAUGAAAUCCAUGUCUUGUCUGGGCUCAGUAAAGAUAAGGAGAAGCGAGAAGAGAAUGUAAGGAAUUCUUUCUGGAUUUAUGACAUUGUGAGGAACAGCUGGUCUUGUGUCUAUAAAAAUGACCAAGCAGCCAAAGAAAAUCCAGGUAAAAGUCUUCAGGAAGAAGAGCCCUGCCCAAGAUUUGCCCAUCAAUUGGUUUAUGAUGAGUUGCACAAGGUUCAUUAUUUAUUUGGAGGAAAUCCUGGCAAGUCCUGCUCUCCAAAGAUGAGAUUAGAUGAUUUCUGGUCUCUGAAGCUCUGUCGACCUUCAAAGGAAUACCUGCUAAGACACUGCAAAUACCUCAUAAGGAAGCACAGGUAUAGAAACAAAAGAUGUUCUGCAAUUUUCUUUUCAAAAAUCUCUAAGUUUUAGCAUCUUUAAAAAUCU